AUGGGUUCUCUCACUUCUCAGGACCGUAUCUCAUUCGAUGCAUUCUCGAAUAUCAUCGAUGGCACUUUGCGUUCCUCCAAGCAGAUGUAUAACAGUGUCGAUCCUAACACUAGAUGUCCCAAUUGGGAUGUUCCGGUCGCUUCCCGAAAAGAUCUCGAUGAUGCAGUCCUUGCUGCGCAAAGAGCAUAUGAAGGUUGGAGAUGGACGUCCUGGGAAUAUCGCUGUGAACGUAUCGAGCAGUUUAAGGAAGCGCUCAAGGCUUACGAGGAUGACUUGAUCGAACUAUUGGUCAGGGAGACUGGGAAGCCACGGCGAUUCGCAAAAGUCGAAAUCAGUGGCACAUACGGUCAUUUGGAUUGGCAUAUCAAUCUUCCGCAGCCAAGAGGAGAGGAGCUAUGGCUCCCUACACGACACGUUAGGCACGUGUACGUGCCCUUGGGCGUGGCAGUAGCCAUCUGUCCUUGGAAUUUUCCAUUCAAGCUGAGCAUAGCCAAACUCCUGCCAGCUGUCCAGACGGGCAACGCUGUCAUCAUCAAGCCAAGUCCAUUCACUCCGUAUACGGCACUUAAGGUUGUGGAGAUCGCACAACAGAUCUUUCCACCAGGGCUGAUACAGGCGCUUGGUGGAGAUGACACCCUAGGACCGGCCUUGGUCGAGCACCCGGGUGUACACAAGAUCAGCUUUACAGGGUCAACCGGCGUGGGCAAGAGUAUCAUGGCUGCAGCGGCCAAGACACUCAAAAGGCUGCGCCAAUGGUUGCCAUGGGCGCAUUUUAUAACACUGGCCAGGUUUGCGUCGCUCGAGCGAAUCUACGUGCAUGCCGCCGUGUACGAUGACUUCCUGUGCGCUUUUGUUGCUGCUGUCAAAGCCUUGAAAGUCGGUCAUUCGGAUGAAGAGGGAGUUAUGCUAGGUCCUGUUCAAAAUCAGAAGCAAUACGACCGGGUGAAGGAUUUCUUCCGCGACUCCAAAGACAACGGUCACCUGUUCGCUCUCGGCAAUGUCAGUGAUGGAGAUGUCGAAAGCUUGUUUAUCGACCCAGCCAUUAUCAGCGAGCCUCCGGAACACAGCAUGAUCGUCCAAGAGGAGCAGUUUGGACCGAUCGUGCCGGUUCAGAGAUAUGACAACGUUGACGAGGUCAUAAGGCGGGCGAAUGCCUCCUCGGCUGGACUGGGAGCGACGGUGUUUGGGACCAACUCGACCCUCUUGCAAGAAGUCGCCGAGAGAUUGGACAGUGGUAAUGUAUGGAUUAAUAGUUCCCCGAUGGUCACGGCGGAGGCACAAUUCGGGGGCGUGAAGGAGAGUGGCAUCGGGACCGAAUUUGGCUCUCUGGGGAUUCUCGCGUAUACCAGCAUUAAGGCCAUCUCUACAGCGAGAUGA
This is a messenger RNA of Cyphellophora attinorum, 1377 nucleotides long. RefSeq names its product putative aldehyde dehydrogenase-like protein. NCBI's taxonomy places the organism in Eukaryota, Fungi, Ascomycota, Eurotiomycetes, Chaetothyriales, Cyphellophoraceae. The transcript is spliced from 5 exons. Gene Ontology annotation, molecular function: aldehyde dehydrogenase (NAD+) activity. The record is from RefSeq and is a predicted model, not a curated record. The coding region runs from base 1 to 1377 and encodes 458 amino acids.